AUGGCUAAAAGAAAAGUACCUGGAUUAUUAAGAAGAAUAUUAAAUCAAGAUGAAAAAUUAACUGAAAAAUUUUGUUUAUUUAUGAAUAAAUUUUUACCCUUUCGUCAAUUAAGGGUACAUCACAAAGCGUUAGAAAUAACUUGUCACGGUGCUGCAUGGCUAGCAGGAUGGUUGAUUUUUAUUUACUUAAUUAAUUCUCCUAAAUUAUAUCAAAUGCAAGUUAAUUUCUAUAUAGGGUUAAUUUUAGACAUCAUUUUUGUUGCAAUAUUGAAAGCAUAUACUAGACGUAAGAGACCUUCUGGAAAUACUCCAGAUAUGUUUUUAACAAUCGGAGUUGAUAAAUUUUCUUUUCCGUCUGGUCAUGCUUCCAGAGUAACAUUCAUAGCUCUUUUCUUUAUGUUUUUAUAUCCUCUUCCGAUAUUUUGUUUUCCCCCUCUCAUGGCAUGGCUUGUUAGUCUCUCCAUCUCGAGGAUUUUAAUGAAAAGACAUCACAUAUUGGAUGUUUUGGGUGGAAUUCUCUUAGGCAUCGUAGAAACAUUUAUUUUAAGUUUGUUGUGGCUCAGUAAAGAAUCAAGUGCUACCAUUUUAUCAUUUAUGAAUGAAGAAAACCUCGAGGACUAA
Molecule: messenger RNA, 621 nt
Organism: Pediculus humanus corporis (human body louse)
Lineage: Eukaryota; Metazoa; Arthropoda; Insecta; Psocodea; Pediculidae
Product: presqualene diphosphate phosphatase, putative
Exons: 2
Coding region: 1-621 (206 amino acids)
Molecular function (GO): sphingosine-1-phosphate phosphatase activity
Source: RefSeq, a predicted model, not a curated record